UUGCUAUUAUUGAUACUGUCUGCAUGCUUAUGCCUAAAGCAGACAGUAAUGAAGUACGAAGAGAACAUUAAGGUCAAGAUGAGCCUGCCGACUGCCGAGCUUGUUAAGUUUGAGAUCACUGUGCCAAAAGAGGUCAAGUGGAUUGUGAUUGGACUUGGCAACCAAACUAAGGAAAGCGACCUUUUUAUGAUCGAGCAUGAUCAGCAGCACACUGCGGUUAUGGACAUGUACUCUGAUGGUCAAGGGAGGAUUUUCACUGAUAAUACCAAUGAUUACUUGCUCAAGAUAGAGUCUACAGAUAAUGAUAUUUCCUAUUCUGUCACCAGGAAGCUGAAUACAGAGGAUGAUCAAGACACUGUUAUCGUCAAUGGGUUCAAUGAUGUAUUCUUUGCUUAUGGAUCUGGAGAAUCUCCUUCAGAACUAAUCCAUCUAGAUGCUGAUAGCUUUGUUCUCGAAAUCGCUACAGUUAACAGGAAUCUUUCUUCAGGUCCUGCAACUAGUAAAACUAAAGAGACAGCACUCCUUCAUGGACUUUUUACCUACAUUGCUUGGAACUGGUUCUCUCUUUUGUUGAUCAUUACAGGAAGAUAUUCAAAAUACUUCUAUUCUGUUAGGAUAUGGGUCCAUUUCGUUCUGGGUCUCUUGGCUGUUAUCUUCAACUUGAUCGGUGUCGCAUUUUCAGAUGUUGGAUACGAGAACUCCCAGAAUGCUCUAGGUGAUGCUCAUACUGGCCUUGCAGGAGUCGUAUCCUGGUGGGCAGGAGGUGUAAGCAUCAUUGGCAUAUUCAGCAAGGUAUGCAGUCGUUACGUGAGACAUAUGAGUUUCUUGACUACAUGGUCAAGGCUAGUGCAUAUCAUUACAAGUUGGUUGCUUAUCGUGUACGCUCAAUUUGUAAUGCUAUCUGGAUUAUAUCUCUAUAACUCACCAAUGGUUCCACUGUUCUAUACCCACGUUGCCAUCAUGGUAGUAAUCGGAGUAGUCUUGGAGAUUAUUUUCUGCUUCAUGCUGAAGAACUGGAAGUAUGAAUACAUCAACGUACUCCACGAGAAGAUCCUUCCUGAAAUGUCUAUUAAACACUUUCUAGACUCUGAGAAAAAGUUGGCACUGUUUGAUAACUACGUUGUUGAUAUGGGAGGAUAUUACUGGGAGCAUCCAGGAACUGCAUAUGUCCUUGAGGAAUGCGUUAAAAUGGAUGUGGGAAAAUACUUCUUUGGCUCAUACACUAUGGAGAACAUGAUUAAGCCAGUAAGACACUCCUAUAUUGCCGGAAAGGUAUUGAUGAGACUCAUCGUUGCAAAAUUGGUGCAACCAAAAGAGAAUGGUAUGGCUUUCAGAAAGUCUCAAGAGAACGUAGAGACUGAUAAGUCUGACUCUAGGCUUAAGGGCGAAGAUAUUACCCCAACUAUUUAUGAGUCUAGCAUGAUAUUUGCUGUUACUACUGAGGUUGAGCAUAUUCCAAACGUUUUCCAUGUUGGAUUUGGAAAUAGACAAACACAAGUUAAAAUGUUUUUCCCAGGAACUGAGAUGUUGGGAAGACACUACGUGAUCAACUCUCUUCAAAAUCAAAUUUGCAGAUAUUAUACUAUCUGUAAUGCUAUGCAUACAAAGGUGUUUCCCCAGUAUCUCAGUUGUUUCAAAGGAGUUUUAGAAGGAUCUGAAAUCGAAAGAGAAUACGACAGUUUCAAAACUAUAGAUGAUGCAUGGGACGACAAACUAGAACUCGUUAUUAAGUAUUAUGAACAAUCUAAAAAUGGAAUAACUAAGCAGCUUCUCCAGCACAACAGAGAAGACAGAUUCUUCAUCUCUGGGCCUUUGAGCAGAGGAUACGACCUUACCAGCGACAACAUGAGUGGUACAACAGUCAUUUUCGUUGGAGGUACUGGAGUUCUCCCAUAUAUGGACUUCUUUGCAUAUUUAACGAGAAAAAUUAUAAACAAGCAUGAUUCCUCUCAUGAGGUAUUCCCAGGAGAACAGUUUGAAGAUGAACUUGACCAAGCUAACUUCGUUGUCUACGGAUACUAUCCUAAAGCUGCUGACGCUUGUGCCAUUGAGUUCUGCAAUCAAGCAUCGCAGAUCUUUGAGAAAUUUGAAGAGCAGGAAAAAUUCAGCUUUAUCCCAAGAUACACUAGAGACGGGGACAAGAGACUUGACAAAGAUCAAAUCAUGGAAAUCUUGGGAAAACAUAAAGAAGAAAGUGGUCUCAAGAAUGUCUGGGUAUGUGGACCUCCUCCAAUGAACAAUAUGUUCCAAGAGUACAAAAAGAUGCUAUGCAAGGAGUUUGAUCUCCAUCAUAUGAACAUCGAAAUUUUGUAGAACAAUUACAUCAAAACGUAACUGUAAUUAUUUCUGCCUAAAUAUGC
This is a messenger RNA of Moneuplotes crassus, 2360 nucleotides long. Lineage: Eukaryota; Ciliophora; Spirotrichea; Euplotida; Euplotidae. The record is from the annotation of a GenBank genome assembly.